GUGAAAAGCGGCAGUCGUAACUGGACUUCGCAACAUGAGGAUAACCAUACCGGUCGUGGUUUAUUUGGCGAUCAUGUUUUAACUCUCCACAGUGCUGACAGAUGGAUCCUGGUUAUGCCUUAUUCUCUGUGGGCAUUAUGAUGAUCUGUCUGCUCGGAGCUGCACGCUGCUCCAAAGGCGAUGGAAUCGAUUGUCCCUGCCCAAAAAUUCCUCCCCGGAAUCUAACUGAACCUCCACCCACGACCUGCUUCCAGAUUAACAGCACUUUCCGCUACACGUGUAUAGGCGGUUACGUGAGGAAGGCGGGGACCUCAGAUCUCACCAAAUGCAAGCAAAUUAGGGGUGUUGCAGAGUGGAAAGUGCCCUCCCUCCAGUGUAUAUCUGACCCAAAGAGAACCACAACACAAACGCCAACGACCACAGCAACAGAGGGCCACACAGAUAUUCCCCAUGAGUCCAUCAUUACCACCACAGUCACAGCCUCCACCAGCCUACAGAUGACUCAGAGUAUAAGCACCUCAGCCUCAGUGACUGCAGGAGUAGGCAGCACAGAGCCAACCUCCCCUGGUCUGCAGGUCCCGUCAGAUCACUCACAGGCAGAUUCUGUGAGACAAUCCAAAGCAACGAGCAGCACAACAUCAACCUCAACCACCGCUGAGCCUUCGAACGGCUCUACAGCGAAUCCUCAGAAGUCCGACCCCAAACUUAGCAGCACGUCAAUAGCGAUGAUUGCCUUUGCUUCACUGGUGAUCAUCUGUGCUUUGAUUGGAAUCAGCUUCGUAUGUUAUAGAAGGAGGUUAAAAAACAUCAUCCCACAGCACGCAGCAGAAGAGCUGAUACUCAUGAAUCAAGUUCCAGCUGGACCAGCGUCGUAGACUUUGUUCCCGAUGACUCGGAGAGCAGCAGAGUCGCUGGAGCUCAGUGGAUCAUCUCCAUGCAGUGAAGGACGGGUUAUUACCUCCACCCAGAACUGGAGAGUGUGUGAUCGCCCUCCGUCCCACAGCCCAUUUGAUGUUCUGUCAACACAUCCAGAAAACAUCAUGGCUGGCUUGAUGGGACAAUUGUUGUUUGCGCAUUCCCAACAAUAUGAACUUACAAGCUUGUUCUGAGCAGUUACCAAGACACUUUAACCCAAUAUUUGAACUGCACAUGAGGACAUUUUGAAGACCUUGUUAGCAUCCACCUGGUGCUACAACAGGCGGUGCCUUUCAACCCCUCUCGUCCGGUUAGGCAACUAAAUCCCUAUUUACUGGGGUUUGAGUACAGUUUGGCCAAAACUACAGUGCCCAGCUGUUUUAGGGAAUUUUAGAAAUCAUUCUUGACAGGUUUUUCAAGAUUUAGUCAGUAUGAACCAACAAACCUGGUGCUGAGUGCUACAGUCAAGGAUUGUUGAUUUUGCUCCAGUCAGGGGAAUAAUUGACAAUAAGCCUUAUUACUUAACAUUUUUAGGCCAGUCUUGAUUGUUCAAGUGGCAGCAAACUGUGGGGAUUUUACGGUCUUGGUGAUAUUCUGCACUCCAAUUGUAUGUUUUUAAAAUUAAGAAACUGGAGAGUUAAAGGGUUUUGUCAUUAGACAGUGGAAAAUUAAGAGACAAAGACAUUUUGUAUGUGUUAGCAGCAGAUUCAGGUACACCGGUUCUCAGAGGCAGAGCUAAAACUAAAUGUAGCAAAGAACAAACUUUGGUCAAAAUAUAGUUUGCAGCCAUUUGUUUUACUCGUUCUUGUCCUUAGCACUCAUGAUUUUGAAAUGUCAGCAGGCUAGCUAAGUGCCUACAUGAAGCGCUAAAGGCUAGUAUGGCUAGCUGUAAACUAAGCUAGGCUAAAUAUCAAACGUAAAUGGGGCUAGUGUGGCAGCCUUCAUGACAUUAUCUCAUAUCUUUGCCCAAGCUUGUAUGACCUUACUGAACCAGAGAGCUAAGUAUUUGUGUCGCUGUUUGUUUAGCUGUUGUAACGCUUUGAGAAAUGUUUGCUUAAGCGACAACCUGCUAGCAGAUAGCAGUGAUCCAGGGGCACUGACCAAAGUGUUCGUCAGUACUGAUAUGUGUCCCACCCUGUGUGGAAGGAUCGGUUCACCCACAUCUCAAAAAACAGAAACAGCAGAAACCCGAUCGAGUCCCUUUCUUUGUUUUGCAUGUUGUCUCACACUGAAUACGAAGGCUUCCUCUUCAUAAAUAAUGUAAAACGUGUACGUUGGUAGCAAUUCUUGGCUUUUAGCAGCUGUAUCCAGAAGAUAUUACUGUGUGGCAUCAGCAAAGUUUUCCAUGAGGUGUUUCAAAAGUAUGCCUUAAUAAUCACUGUAUGAAUAUAUUAUUGAAAUGUGUUUCUUUUCCCGAGACACCUGAUAUUUAUGAAUUGAAUGUUGAAUAGUAUUUUAAAAAAAAAGUUUUCCAUCAAUGUUUUGUGUGCCUACUUUUGGACUUCACAUUUUCAUAGUUUCGUAAUGGUCAGAGUGAGAAAGCCUCUGCAGUUUCCACUGAAAUCACUCAUGAAAUAUGUGACGGGUCAGCAGCUUUAAGGCAGUGUGAAUCAGACUUUUUUUUCUUGUUCCUAUGCACUUUUGAUUUGUAUAAUUGUAAAUAUUUAAAAGAUACUAGACGUGUUGCAAAUGAAGGGCUUGACACAAUCAGUGAUUUCUGUAGCUGCUGAUUGUAGAAUCGGUUUUCAAGUCAAAACUAUAUUGACAACUUAUGCAAGAGUGAAGUUAUUAUGUCCAUUUCCAGAUGUUAUUUUUCAACGAAGUCCUUUGACUUCUUCGGUUCAAUUAAACUUGAUAAUAAAGUAAUACCAAAACACUUUCUGAGCCAAAAGUCAACACAACAGAGUUCCUGUUAUAUUCUCCUGUCACUCCUCUGCAGACUGAAACUCACAGCUGGUCAAGUCCUGUACACCAGUGUCGGCUCACUCCCACUUCUUCUCCAAAUGUAAGAAAAUUUCAGUUGUAUAUGCUCGGGAUGAAUAAAUU
Chelmon rostratus (copperband butterflyfish) is the source of this 2961-nucleotide messenger RNA. RefSeq names its product interleukin 15 receptor subunit alpha (gene il15ra). The record is from RefSeq and is a predicted model, not a curated record. Lineage: Eukaryota; Metazoa; Chordata; Actinopteri; Chaetodontiformes; Chaetodontidae. Gene Ontology annotation, biological process: interleukin-15-mediated signaling pathway. Gene Ontology annotation, cellular component: plasma membrane. The transcript has 8 exons. The coding region runs from base 102 to 875 and encodes 257 amino acids. Gene Ontology annotation, molecular function: interleukin-15 receptor activity.